Molecule: messenger RNA, 2929 nt
Organism: Fundulus heteroclitus (mummichog)
Lineage: Eukaryota; Metazoa; Chordata; Actinopteri; Cyprinodontiformes; Fundulidae
Gene: raly
Product: RALY heterogeneous nuclear ribonucleoprotein
Exons: 9
Coding region: 402-1481 (359 amino acids)
Cellular component (GO): nucleus
Molecular function (GO): RNA binding
Source: RefSeq, a predicted model, not a curated record
AUGAUUUUAAUAUUCAGUCAACCUACUGAAAGCCUCAUGUACGAUACACCCAUUUAGUUUAUUUCAAAUCAAAUCAAAUUUAGUUUGCAUAAACUAGAUUUAUGGAAAUAAGGAACAACAUAUUAGGUUUUAAUGGGAUGUUCUUUCCUGGGAGCUCUUUGUGUCUAAUUUAUUGCAUUUUAAAUCGUCAACCCAUGACUGCUGAUGAAAACAAAUCUGCCACAUUUCCAUGUUAAAUCAAUGCGCUGUCAUUUGCAUGGUUUGAAUUUUUUGUGAAUCUAGAAUAAUAAUGCUGUUAGUCAGCCUGACUCUCCAACCCUGCAAGGCUGAGGAAUCAGGCGUGGUUUAUUUAUUUUUCGUGGUAAUUUUCAUUCACCAGCAUCCCUCCAUCUCCUGAUUUCAUGUAUGAACUUUAUUCCGGUCUGAAUUUCCGUGUGGAUUGGAGCACCAAGGUGAGCUGUACAUGUCCACGCUCGCUCAGCCUGCAGCUUCGCUCGGGGGGCUUCCAGCUCAACUCUUCAGUUAUGCACCAAGCCAAGAAGCCCACUCCUUCCUGGCUCCUGAUACGUUCAUCCGUCACCCGAGACAUCCACCUUCCCAGCAUGUCGCUGAAGGUCCAGACCAGUAACGUGACAAACAAGACAGACCCCAAGUCCAUCAACUCCCGAGUGUUCAUCGGCAACCUAAACACCGCGGUGGUGAAGAAAUCAGACGUAGAGAGCAUCUUUUCCAAGUAUGGCCGAGUGCUCGGCUGCUCCGUGCACAAAGGGUUUGCCUUCGUCCAGUAUGCCAACGAGAGGCACGCACGGGGGGCUGUGAUUGGGGAGAACGGCAGGGUGCUCGCAGGACAAACACUGGAUAUCAACAUGGCAGGAGAACCGAGACCAAACAGACCCAAAGGCCUGAAGCGUUCAUCUGCUGCCCUCUACAAUGGCUACGAGUUUGACUACGAUUACUACAGAGAGGACUUCUACGACAGGUUGUUCGAGUUUCGCGGCAGAGUGUCUCCGAUCCCUCGGGUGGUUCCGGUCAAACGUCCGAGAGUGGCGGUACCGCUGGUGAGGCGGGUCAAAUCUCUGCCGGUCAAAGUGUUAGCAUGCAGCGCCACCGUCCUUCCCGCCAACGGCAACAAAAGGAGAUCGGUGAAAGGGACCGAGCUGCAGGCCAUCAAGUCCGAGCUGACUCAGAUCAAAAGCAACAUCGAGGCUUUGCUGGGCCGACUGGAGCAGAUCACAGAAGAGACGCGCAUCGCCGCCACAGAUCUGAUCAAAGCAGAGGAGUGUCAGAGCGAGGAGACAUGGCAGGAAGGGGAGGAGACGAGCUCGGAGCUGGAGGACGAGGAGGAAGAUCAGAGACAGAACAGCAACGCUGAAGAGGAGGAGGAGGACGGCGAGGAGGAGGAAGAGCACCGGCAGGAUGACACUCACAACCACGGGGAGAACAGUUGCCCUUCACCAGAAAUGGAUUCUGUUCAUCCAUGAGAGGAGCUGCCGGUGGGAGAAAGACGGAGAGCUACGAACAAACGAGUGGAUAUAAAAACAGAACGGCCAUCAAACAGCAGGGACUCUCAGCAAAACACGUGCAAACACAGAUGAAGAUACACUGAAAAGAGACAGACUCGACACUUUGUCCAAGCACCAGGAAGACAUUAAAACAGCGGGAACUGCCAGGACGCAUCACGAACAGUUGAGUUUGAAACACAUGCGCUCACAUUUAAGAAGACAUCAGCGGGGACUCAAACCGUGGGGAGAGGCUAAAAACAGCAGGAUGCUGUCAAAACCUGUGGUGAACUGGUUUUAUGCACACUCCAUGAGACAUCUCUCCGUGCUGCUGCAGCCACGUCUGGAGGAGCCGAAGAUCACUGAGGCCUCCGUCCUCAACCCAGUCAUCACCGUCUGAUUUAAUUAGGAUUUCUACACGAUUGGGAGGAAUUUUAGUUUGUAAAAUCUGUCCUCCACAGAGCUGAGCUGAAGCUGAUUGUAUUUCUGUUUAGGUUUUGUCUCCAUAAAGCAUAACCCUGAAGUAAAACAUUUGAUAAAGAGGCUGUAGCCAGAUUUUAUUUCAGUUCAUGACGCGCUGCCAGACAAGAAGCCAGUUUAAGAUUAAAGUUAAUCGAUUGGUUGAACGUUUGGUGUGCAGGCGAACAUUUUUUAUUCACCAAAAACAACAAGGUGAGCCCCGGUUGCAAGAGUCAUUUCAGAGUAAAUACGUAAUCAUACUCGUGCUUUCAUGAUAUUUGUACAACUGUUUACAGUUUGUUGUGUGUAAAAAAUGUCUUCUUUUAAAACGGAUGCCUGCAAAAUGUUUUAAUAAAAGUUGUGAAGGCUGCAGAUCGGCAACCUUCAACCUUAUCGUGCACAAAAUGAUUCAGCCCAUCAGAUGUAAAAGCUGUCUCUCCAUUUUUAAUGUGAAAUGCAAGAAGAUCAUAGACGACAAUAUAAACUCUCAUUUAAAAUCCAGGAAUGUCAGAAAUCUCCGAACCAAUCAACAGCACCGCUUGGAAGCAAGUUUAUUACGUAAUUAACAUGCUGGGUGUUCAUUUCGGCAGAGAGAGCGGCACGGAGCUGCGUUCAUAGAUUUAGAGUAAAGAGAAAAACAUUUUAAUGUUGGUUGGAUGUCGAUGGGGAUGCAACAGUUUGGUUUUUCUGAGGCUCCACACACAGGAAGUCCCCCGACCUCUGGGCUGCGGCGGAGCUUUUCACCGUUUACAUGUUGUUCAGCAAAGGCUUUUAUUUCAGCAGGCUUUCCUGGAGGGCUGAGGCUGGCCUUGUGAGUAAAACAAAACAUGCUUUUGAACUACAGAUUACACAGAUUGCAUCAUUAACCAGGAAUAAGUGAGUCUUUGGGAUAUUUCAGUGUAUUGCUGCAGCUGCUUUAUGUGGAGGAGAAACUUUCCACACUUUCUAACAUUAAACUUUUUCAUGCUCUU